UAUUAAGCCUUUUAAUUUUGCAGGCAAAUUGGCCCAAGAACAUUGGUUUGGUCUGAGAAAGAGCAGGUGGAAAAGUCUGCUUACGAAUUUUCUGAGACUGAAUCUAUGCUUAAAAUUGCGGAAGAUCUGGGAGGACCGUAUGUAUGGGGGCAGUAUGACCUAUUAGUCCUGCCGCCGUCCUUCCCUUACGGCGGCAUGGAGAAUCCUUGCCUCACGUUCGUAACCCCCACUCUGCUGGCAGGAGACAAGUCACUCUCCAAUGUUAUUGCGCAUGAAAUAUCUCAUAGUUGGACAGGAAAUCUAGUGACCAACAAAACUUGGGACCACUUUUGGUUAAACGAAGGACAUACUGUGUACUUGGAACGCCACAUUUGUGGACGACUGUUUGGUGAAAAGUUCAGACAUUUUCACGCGCUGGGAGGAUGGGGAGAACUACAGAAUUCAAUAAAGACUUUUGGAGAUACGCAUCCUUACACCAAACUUGUGGUCGAUCUGACGAAUGUGGACCCCGAUGUAGCAUAUUCUUCAGUGCCCUACGAGAAGGGCUUUGCUUUACUCUUUUACCUUGAACAACUUCUUGGGGGCCCCGAGGUUUUCCUAGGAUUCCUAAAGGCUUAUGUUGAGAAGUUUUCCUACAAGAGCAUAACCACUGAUGACUGGAAGGAUUUCCUGUAUUCCCACUUUAAAGAUAAGGUUGAUCUUCUCAAUCAAGUUGACUGGACCACCUGGCUCUACUCUCCUGGAAUGCCUCCUGUAAAACCCAAUUAUGAUAUGACGCUGACAAAUGCUUGCAUUGCCUUAAGUCAACGGUGGAUGACUGUGAGUACUAACGUGUGAUUUUGACUCCUUUUUG
This is a messenger RNA of Leptonychotes weddellii (Weddell seal), 853 nucleotides long. NCBI's taxonomy places the organism in Eukaryota, Metazoa, Chordata, Mammalia, Carnivora, Phocidae. The record is from RefSeq and is a predicted model, not a curated record.